Molecule: messenger RNA, 1234 nt
Organism: Dissoconium aciculare CBS 342.82
Lineage: Eukaryota; Fungi; Ascomycota; Dothideomycetes; Mycosphaerellales; Dissoconiaceae
Product: MRP-L47-domain-containing protein
Exons: 3
Coding region: 58-855 (265 amino acids)
Biological process (GO): mitochondrial translation
Cellular component (GO): mitochondrial large ribosomal subunit; mitochondrial ribosome
Molecular function (GO): structural constituent of ribosome
Source: RefSeq, a predicted model, not a curated record
UGCGAUUCUAUCAUCGACGAAUAACUGAACAAUCAUCAUCGUCAUCCAUCCACAUUCAUGCAUUGCACCUGCAAGACGCUGCUGAGCAGCGCAUUCACAAGUUCUGUGACUCGAACAUCUAUUCUCCCGCCGGCUUUUCUUAUACCCGCCUUCGGCCUUCAAACAUCCGCCUUCUCAACAUCGCCUACUCAACAAGCGCGCAAGGAUGGCAAUCGUCGAAAGCGCGGCGUUUCUGCCCUGUAUCGAUCCGGUCUGAACAGGGAUCUUGCUAAGCACAUCACGGUCGGCCUCUCGUCUCUACCUAAGCCCGUCCUGGAUCGCAGUGAACGCCCUGAAGUCAGUGAGAGCCAUGGGCUUUGGGGCUUUUUUCCAACGAAAGAAGCCGCAUUGGCGACGCCCGAAGCCUUGCAUAGUCAUGGCCGCUCCUGGACCAGGUCCGAGCUUCGCCUCAAGAGCUGGAACGAUCUGCACCGCCUGUGGUGGACAUGUCUGAAGGAGCUUAACAGACUAGCUACCUUCACAGAAGAGAAGGCACGGGUUGGAAAUGUCUAUGGAAACUUCGAGGCUGGCGGUCGGAGAAAGAUGGUCAGAGGGACGAUGUCAGCCAUCCGGCAUACUUUAAUUGAGCGCUGGUACAGUUUUGAAGAUGCUCGCGAGCAGGCCAUGAGCGACCCUUCUAUCAACAUGUAUGCCGAAUUUGGGGAAUCUGGUCUGGUCGAAUCAGCUCAGACACAGCAAGAAGAGUUCAAUAAUGCAAGCGGGCAUGAGCUGGAAACUACACAGAAGAACCGCAGGGAAAUGAGGUCCGCCAACCCAACAAUGAAGCUCGAGACGAGGUCUUUCCAAAACGUGUGAUUCAUUCUACUGGCCAACCGGCCUGAAUGGCGAUGCAGGCAUCAUAUUCGCCAACCAACACCAAUGUGACAAUGCAAAUUUGCCUUAAUCUGCUGGAAGACAUCCACGAUCGAUAUUAGCAGCUGGUGUCACCAAAUCGGUUGGCACAUGGCGCCCACUCUGUUAAGCGAGCCUGAAGGCCGAAAGCUAUCGAGAUCGUUGCACAACUGCGGGAUUCGGAUGGUGGCAAGUGAUCGUGGAAUUUUAGACUGCCGGUUGUGAUCGGUUACUGAGCUUCGCCGCAGAGUCGGCAAUGUCUGUUUACUAUGUACAUCAGGAUUUGUAGAACUAUCAAUCGUAUAUGGAGGCCCUCUUUGAUGAUGCCACCGCUCUCUCGUGA